UCUCUGAACACAAAAUAUUUCCAAUUUGGCGCUCAUGUCUCUAAUCUCUAAUCUCCCAUUUACUUCGAUGGAGAUUAGGCCGGCAGAGUAUACCCCAUCCAAGAUGGUUAUCUAUGAAUCCGAUCUAUCCACAAGAAGGCUUGAAGAAUUGCAUAGACAACUUCACUCCCUUCAAAAGGAGAAGGUUGGACGCCUAACGCAGGUGAUGGACCUUUCGAAUUCUUUGAAUUCAUUAUGUCUUGUACCAGAUACAGAUUUCAAACAGACUGUUCAUGAAGUACACCCUAGUUUUGUUGAGACUGAAGGCUCAAAGAAUAUUAGCAAUGACUCAAUUGAAAGUUUGGCCACUGCAAAACAGAGAUUGCGAGAGGUCAAGAUCCAGAGAAUGCAGAAGCUUCAAGAUCUUGCAACCACUCUGCUGGAACUCUGGAAUUUGAUGGAUACACCAAUCGAAGAACAACAGUUGUUUCAGAAUGUAACAUGCAAUAUAGCUGCUUCAGAACAUGAAAUUAAGGAGCCCAACACACUUUUAUUGGACUUCAUUAACUGUGUAGAGGCUGAAGUUUUGGGGCUUCAACAGCUGAAAGCUACCAAGAUGAAAGAGUUAGUACUGAAGAAGAAAACAGAACUGGAGGAGCUCCAUCGUCGGACACAUCUAGUUGCAGAGGCAGACAGUGAAACAGAAUUUGCAAUUGAUGCUAUUGAGGCCGGAGCAAUUGAUUCCUCUCUAGCACCGGAGCAGAUUGAGGUUCAAAUUUCAACUGUUGAAGAGGAAGCUUUUAGCAGGAAGGAUAUCCUUGAGAAGGUUGAAAAAUGGUUAGCUGCAUGCAAUGAAGAGUCCUGGCUGGAGGAAUACAAUAGGGAUGAGAAUUGCUAUAGUGCUGUAAGGGGUGCCCACUUUACACUCAAGCAUGCUGAAAAGGCUCAUGCUUUGGUCAAGAAGAUUCCAGCAAUGGUGAAUGCUCUGGCUGCCAAAAUUACAGCGUGGGAGAAAGAUAGGGGGAUUGAGUUCACAUAUGAUGGUGUAAGCUUAUUUCGUCUUCUAUCAAUGCUGGAAGAGUACACCAUAACGAGGCAGGAGAAAGAGCAAGAGCGCAAGAGACAUAGGGAUCAGAAGAGACGUCGGGGUCAACUUAUAGCUGAGCGAGAAGCACUCUUUGGGCCCAAACAAAGCCCUUCAAAGCUUCCUAGAACUUCCACUGGGGGAUCAAGCAGAAGGCCAUCUCUAGGUGGAGCCAUAAUACAACCCCCGAAGCCGCCUGAAGCGCUUCAUUCUAAGUCCACACGCUCAACCAAGAAGGGCGAUGGCGACAUGGGCGCUCUUUCUCCUGGUCAGUUUUCUUUGAACUCUCACAUGGCAAUUGUUUUAAAGCUGCUGCUUUUUUUUUUCUUUAUAAUCAAUAAGGUGGUUUUAGUUAUAGAUUUUAGCAUAUAACCUUGAAUACCGACACCCUCUCGGCCUAGAAAUAAUGAUGUUGAAGAGAACAGGACCCAAAGAACAAUGCCUAUUUCGACUCCUCAAACUCCAAUGACAGUAUCUGCCCCUAUGCAGAUGGCUGCAACACCUGCUCUAACCUGCAUCGUUUACAAAGCGGCAGUCACAAAAGCACCAUUGAAGGAGAUAGAAUACUCAUUUGAAGAGAGAAGGCUUGCCUCACACCUUAGGAGAUAAAAGAGUCUUGUAGAAUUGGACCUCGCAGAUAUGAAAUUUUCUUGUUUACUUUUUCUUAGUCAAUAUAAGUCGAUACAAUAUUCUCUGUAUUCUUUUCUCUCUCUGUAUCUGUGCUAGCUUGAUCCUUGCCUACGGGCAGUUGCAUCACUCUUCUUCUGAGUGUAAUCUUAAGCGGUUACGUAAGGCAUUUCUACCGUUAAUUUUUACUAUUUUCUUUGACGUCCGUGCUUACUCGGAAAGUUUUGGACUUGUCGAUGCUGCCAAGCAACGUGCGGUUAAAGAUGUCAUCAUGAACUCAGGGUGCGGUGGAGCAGGAUUACAGGAAUCUAAGCUCUGCAGUGGAUACUUGUGGUGGCAUCUUUGUAGCUUGGAAUUCAAGAACACUUCAUCUUGCCGGGCAAGAUAUCAAAAAUGCUCCAUCACCGUUCAUGGAUUCUACCAAAAAAUGUCUCGGACCUUCACAACUUAUACGAUCCUCUUUCCCUCGUCCCUGGAUGAUUGGUGGGGGUUUCAGUGCCACCUCCAAGCUCUAUAAGGAAAUCCACAGUCUUCCUCUGAUGACGGCAUUCCUAGAUUGCAUCCGUUCAUUGCAACUGAUCGACAUCCCAUGAAAGGCCAACACUAUACUUGGAGCAACCAUAUACUCUCCAUCAAUGGCCAAGCUUGAUAGGUUCCUUCUCUCUUUCAAUUAUGUUGUCAAGAAUUCUUGGCCGUAACUGGGUCUAAUCAUGCACUGGUCAAGCUAAAGUGGUUCUGUCUCCUCAACAAGAUUCAUGGAGCUUUCAAAUUCAAAAGGAACUGGCUUUCUGAAGCUUCGGUGCAGGAGGUAGUGAAUUGAGCAUGGAUUAGAGUUCCUUCUUCCGGUAAUGCAGCUAUUGACUUGGUAAACAAAAUUAGAGGAACAAGAAAAGCUCUAAAAGCUUGGAGCGCUGAACUAGCUAAAAGAAUCAUAUACUUUAUAAAUCUUCAUUACCGUUAUCUUACCUUGGGCUAACUUUAUAUCCGACCAGCUGCCACUAAUGAAACAACUUGCAACUUGGAAGAGCAGUUUUCUCUCUUAUGGUGGCAGACUCACUCAGUUAUUGCAAUGCUUGCUGCCUUAACCUCAAUGCUAGAUGUCCUUGUACAAAUCACUGACCUGCAUGAGCAGAAAACUUGAGACUCAAAAGAACCUUUUUCUGAAAGGGGACUUCUUCUACCUCAGGCUUAUCAAGACUAGUUAAUUGGAAGACAUGCACCAA
Molecule: messenger RNA, 2913 nt
Organism: Phoenix dactylifera (date palm)
Lineage: Eukaryota; Viridiplantae; Streptophyta; Magnoliopsida; Arecales; Arecaceae
Source: RefSeq, a predicted model, not a curated record